UACUAAUAACAUUCCUCAUAAUGUUAGUGGGAAUAUCUCAUGGAUUUAAACAAGGGUCGUUUAAGAGAACUAGAAAUAUAACUUCGACUACAUGGGAUUCUAAAACUAUACUUAAGAGGAAAGCAGACUCCAACAUGCUAUGUACAGCAUAUUGUCUCAAUGAAGUGGACUGUAACUCCAUCUAUUAUGACAAAACAAGCCAGGAUUGCUCACUAGCAAAUUUGUCUAAUCUUGAAGCUACUCCUAAGGAUAGUCUAGAGGUGUUUGUUGCUACAGAUGUGAUCAACAAUAUUCCAUUAAACUAUUGUUAUCCUGCAAAGCCUUGUGGUGGAGUGGAUUCUGAAUGCAAUAUCAGUGAGGAAUGUGAAGAAGGCCUGAUCUGUUCUACCAAUACUGCAGGCUUUUCCAGUUGUCAGGUAUGA
This is a messenger RNA of Eurytemora carolleeae, 422 nucleotides long. RefSeq lists its product as uncharacterized. The transcript is spliced from 6 exons. The coding region runs from base 21 to 422 and encodes 133 amino acids. The record is from RefSeq and is a predicted model, not a curated record. NCBI's taxonomy places the organism in Eukaryota, Metazoa, Arthropoda, Copepoda, Calanoida, Temoridae.